Molecule: messenger RNA, 795 nt
Organism: Amaranthus tricolor (Joseph's coat)
Lineage: Eukaryota; Viridiplantae; Streptophyta; Magnoliopsida; Caryophyllales; Amaranthaceae
Exons: 3
Coding region: 1-795 (264 amino acids)
Source: RefSeq, a predicted model, not a curated record
AUGUAUGACAGAGUAUCUACUAACAUUCAUACACCGGUGAGUAUAACAGAGUUUUUCCCAAUUAAAGUGGGACUUCAUCGGGGAUCAUCACUAGGUCCUUUCAUUUUUACGGUCAUUAUGGAGAAAAUCUCUAAAUCUAUUUGGGAGACCGUACCAUGGUGCAUGCUUUUCGCAGAUAAUAUUGUUUUGGUCGUAGAAACUAAGGAGGAGGCUAAUAGUAAAUUGGAAGAGUGGAGAGCAGUCUUAGAGGACAGAGGGUUGCGCAUAAGCCGCAGAAAGACAGAAUAUUUGCAAUGCGACUUCAGUGGGACAGAACCGAUAGGUGAGCCAGAGGUAACAAUUGGGGGAGAAGUUGUUACAUGUACGUCAAAGUUCAAAUAUUUGAGAUCGGCUAUUCAGAGUAAUGGGGAGAUUGAUGGAGAUGUUACUUAUCGUAUACAAGCGGAUUGGCUUGAGUGGCGGGCAGCAACCAAUAUGCUUUGUGAUAAAAAGUUUCCUAGUAGAUUAAAAGGUAAAUUCUAUCGCGUUGCAAUUAGGCCGACUUUGUUGUAUGAGACGGAAUGUUGGCCCGUAAAAAAGGUUUUUAAACAGAGGAUAGAAGUUACAGAAAUGCGAAUGCUGAGGUGGAUGUGUGGUCACACAAUAACUAAUAGGAUUAGAAACCAGAAGUUUAGGGAGAAGUUAGAGGGAAAGACUUAUGAUGCCCUAGUGAGAAGGAUCGAAACCAUCAUAGUGGAAGGUUUUCUAGUUUCUUGUGGGAUUGACUUGUCACUUCAGUUGGAGUUUUCUGCUUAA